AUGGUGGAGAGGAUUUACAUCGAGCGAUUGGAUGACCGGUGGGUCGAUGAUACCACGCUUACCGCGGAAGGCAAGCCGUCUCCAGUGACGUUUGACGCGUGUGACCGUCUUCAAUCUAUCGCCAUCAAGAAAGCUGACUUCAGAUCUGUGUUUUACAUGGGCAUUUCGAUGCCUGCAUUGGUGAAACAGUUUAAGGUGAGCUUUGCCAAAUGGAGUGAUACUGCCGCAUUGCACUUUGAAAACCUUUCGCGGCUCGAACACUUUGAGUAUUGGUGUGACGCCACAAUGAAGCAAUUGGGGUUGGAAGAUGUAGACGUGCCGUUGCUUUUCGGUCCUCAUCUUGUCCCCAAUUUUGAUGAAAGCCAACAUAUGGGGAUGUAA
Molecule: messenger RNA, 381 nt
Organism: Diutina rugosa
Lineage: Eukaryota; Fungi; Ascomycota; Pichiomycetes; Serinales; Debaryomycetaceae
Exons: 1
Coding region: 1-381 (126 amino acids)
Source: RefSeq, a predicted model, not a curated record